UCAUGCGGUCAACCUAUGCAGAUUCUUGAACCUUAGAUUUGAUACCGAAAUCGCUGUUUUCGAUCGAUAUUCAAGGACCGAGAACCGGAAGAGAUGUCUCCUUUCCAAAAUGGGAAUGCGAGAACUCACGAGUCACCUGUUUUCGAAAUCGGAGAAGACUCCAAUUUUCUGAGGUUGCUGGACAGGCCUAGACCGGUAAGCGUGGAGAAGAAGAGAUCAUUCGAUGAAAGGUCGUUCAGCGAGUUGUCUUUUUUGGGGAGUCCUAGACCAAGCUUUGACACCAAUCCCAUGGUUUCCGAUGCCUGGGAAACCUUGCGCCGCUCUGUAGUUCACUUUCGUGGCCAGGCUGUUGGAACCCUCGCCGCCGUCGACCAUUCUGUCGAAGAACUUAACUAUGAUCAGGUGUUUGUUAGAGAUUUUGUGCCAAGUGCAUUGGCAUUUUUGAUGAAUGGAGAAUAUGAGAUAGUGAAGAACUUUCUUUUGAAAACACUUCGCCUGCAAUCACUGAAGAAAUUUGUGGACCAAUUCAAGCUAGGAGAAGGGGUCAUGCCGGCGAGCUUCAAAGUGCACCAUGACCCCAUACGAAACUCCGAAACCAUAUCUGCGGAUUUUGGCGAGACUGCAAUCGGAAGAGUGGCUCCGGUUGAUUCUGGAUUCUGGUGGAUCAUAUUGCUUCGUGCUUACACAAAGUCGACCGGGGACUCUUCAGUCUCCGAAAUGCCAGAUUGCCAAAACGGCAUUCGCCUCAUCCUCGCUCUCUGCCUCUCAGAAGGAUUUGAUACUUUCCCUACUCUGCUUUGUGCUGAUGGAUGUUGUAUGAUUGAUCGCAGAAUGGGUGUGUACGGAUAUCCAAUCGAAAUUCAAGCGCUGUUCUUCAUGGCAUUACGAUGCGCUCUGAUUUUGCUCAAGCAAGACAACUGCGGCAAAGAAUUCGUAAACCGCAUAACCGACCGCCUCCACGCCCUGACCUACCACAUGCGCAGCUACUUCUGGCUGGACCUGAAGCAGCUCAACGACAUCUACCGCUACAAGACGGAGGAGUACUCUCAUACGGCAGUGAACAAGUUCAACGUCAUGCCGGAUUCGCUGCCCAGUUGGGUGUUCGAUUUCAUGCCGAGCCACGGCGGUUACUUCAUUGGGAAUGUGAGCCCGGCCAGAAUGGAUUUCCGGUGGUUCUGUUUGGGCAAUUGCAUGGCGAUUUUAUCGUCUUUGGCGACGCCGGAACAGGCAUCGGCGAUCAUGGAUCUCAUUGAAUCGCGGUGGGAUGAGUUGGUCGGAGAAGUGCCGUUGAAGAUUUGCUAUCCAGCAAUAGAAAAUCAUGAGUGGAGGAUUGUUACUGGCUGUGAUCCAAAGAAUACUAGGUGGAGUUACCACAAUGGAGGCUCUUGGCCAGUGCUGCUGUGGCUGUUGACGGCGGCAUGCAUAAAAACGGGGAGGCCCCAAAUAGCGCGACGUGCGAUCGAGCUGGCGGAGAGCCGGUUGUCGAAAGACGGCUGGCCGGAGUACUAUGACGGGAAGCUAGGAAGGUACAUGGGGAAGCAGGCACGGAAGUACCAGACAUGGUCGGUUGCAGGGUACUUGGUGGCAAAGAUGAUGCUGGAAGACCCCUCUCAUUUGGGCAUGGUAGCAUUGGAGGAGGACGAGCAAAUGAAACCCCUAAUUAAAAGAUCUGCUUCAUGGACCUAUUAAAUAUUAUUAUUUUUAAAUAAAUAUUGUUUUUUUGCUGUAUUUAUGCAAAUGUGCGUUAGAAUAUUGUAAGCAAACAGUUUUGGGCGUGUUUAUU
Pyrus x bretschneideri (Chinese white pear) is the source of this 1783-nucleotide messenger RNA. Its product is annotated as probable alkaline/neutral invertase B. The record is from RefSeq and is a predicted model, not a curated record. Gene Ontology annotation, biological process: sucrose catabolic process. Lineage: Eukaryota; Viridiplantae; Streptophyta; Magnoliopsida; Rosales; Rosaceae. Gene Ontology annotation, molecular function: endo-alpha-N-acetylgalactosaminidase activity; sucrose alpha-glucosidase activity. The coding region runs from base 94 to 1689 and encodes 531 amino acids. The transcript has 4 exons.